Messenger RNA from Rosa chinensis, 318 nucleotides. RefSeq names its product (+)-cis,trans-nepetalactol synthase NEPS1-like. Gene Ontology annotation, molecular function: 2,3-dihydro-2,3-dihydroxybenzoate dehydrogenase activity. The record is from RefSeq and is a predicted model, not a curated record. The transcript has a single exon. Gene Ontology annotation, biological process: siderophore biosynthetic process. Bases 1 to 318 code for a protein of 105 amino acids. NCBI's taxonomy places the organism in Eukaryota, Viridiplantae, Streptophyta, Magnoliopsida, Rosales, Rosaceae.
AUGUCGAAGCACGCAGUGCUGGGGCUGGUGCGGUCGGCAAGAGUGAAGCUGGCAGCUCGUGGGGUGUGCGUGAACUGCGUGUCGCCGGGUUUGGUGGGGACGCCGCUGUUGAGUGAGACUUUUAAGCUUGGGGAGGAAGAGCUGAAGGAGCUGAUGACAACAGUUUAUUCAGAAAGUAACGAUGGGCCGCUGAUGGAGAAACACGUGGCGGAUGCGGUGGUGUUUUUGGUGUCGGAGGACUUGGCGUUCGUCACCAGCCAUAAUUUGGUGGUUGAUGGGGGAUUUGGCACCAAGUCCUUAUCAGUACUCAAACCAUAA